Molecule: messenger RNA, 676 nt
Organism: Bicyclus anynana (squinting bush brown)
Lineage: Eukaryota; Metazoa; Arthropoda; Insecta; Lepidoptera; Nymphalidae
Product: troponin C
Exons: 6
Coding region: 125-580 (151 amino acids)
Molecular function (GO): calcium ion binding; enzyme regulator activity
Source: RefSeq, a predicted model, not a curated record
UAAAUUUCGAACAUGGAACAAGAUGGCUACUUUGUCAGUUGGUUCUGGCGCGUGCCUUGGCGUCCCCGCGCUUUACAGGCUCGAGGCUCGAAACUCUGCGAGGCUAAGUCGAUAUUAAUUAAAAAUGACCACUCAAAUUGAUGAUGAGCAAAUAACAAUGCUCCGGCGGGCAUUCAGCAUGUUCGACUCGAGCAAGCAGGGCCGCAUAGAGAAGGAGAAGGUGAGGACCAUCCUCAACACCAUGGUGCACAGCUACGAUGACAACGAGCUGGACCAGAUCCUGGACAACGAGGAUGUUGACGGUUCAGGAAAGCUAAACUUCGAUUCGUUUGUGCGGGUAGCAACACAUUUUCUCAACGAAGACGACGAGGCUCUGCAGAAGGAACUCAAGGAGGCUUUCAGACUCUACGACAAAGAAGGUAACGGCUACAUUCCCACCUCGAGCCUGCGCGAGAUCCUCGCUGCGCUAGACGACCAGCUGACGCCGGACCAACUCAAUGAAAUGAUUGCCGAGAUCGACACUGAUGCUUCAGGCACCGUUGACUUCGAUGAGUUUAUGGAGAUGAUGACUGGCGAUUAAGUAGGAGUAAAUACAAACGAUGACGUCACGGCGUGGUCUAGUCACAAUAAAUGAUAAUUAAAUUCUCAGAAUAAAAUAUUUAUUUAUUUCAAUUAA